UAGUAGAGAGAGAGAGAGCGAGAGAGAGGGAGAGCUUUGAGAGGGCACAUAUAUACAAGAACCAGUUUUAAUUAAUUACUUCAUCUUAAUCUCUUGGGAUUUUCAAGAGAAACUCUUCAAAAAAUCAUCUUUCUUUAGACACACACACAUAUAUAUAAAAUAUACUCAGAGAUCAGGUAUAAUAAAUAAAUAUAGAUAUAUAUAGCUUCAUCAUCUCUCUCAUACAUAUAUGGACUCUGCUAAUCUCCAUCAGCUUCAUCAAGAUCAAUUACAGCUUGUGGGGUCUUCUUCUUCUUCUUCUUCCUUAGACAAUAACUCUGACCCUUCUUGCUAUGGAGCUUCUUCUGCCCAUCAAUGGAGCCCAGGAGGUAUUUCUUUGAAUAGUGUUAGCUUGAGUCAUAACUAUAACAAUGAGAUGUUAAACGCAAGAGAUCACAACAGCAACAACACAAGUGAAUGCAUGAGUCUCUCCACCAUCCACAAUCACUCCUUGAUCCAACAACAAGACUUUCCUUUACAAUGGCCUAAUCAUGACCAAUCUUCAUAUCAUCAUCAUGAAGGACUUCUCAAGAUCAAAGAAGAGCUUUCCUCAUCAUCUAUCUCAGACCAACAAGAAGGCUUAUCCAAGUUCACAGACAUGUUGAACAGUCCAGUGAUCACAAACUACUUGAAGAUCAAUGAACACAAGGAUUACACUGAGAAGCUUCUUUUCAAGACUAUAUCUUCUGGGUUCCCCACCAAUGGAGACUAUUGUAGCAGUCUUCCCUCUUCUUCUUCUUCCUCUUCCCCUUCGUCUCAUAGAGGCAAUUUCAGUCAGAUUUACCCGAGCGUAAACAUAUCGAGCUUGAGCGAGUCUAGGAAGAUGAGCAUGGACAUGAGUAACAUCCCGAGACCAUUUGAUAUGAACAUGCAGGUGUUUGAUGGAAGAUUGUUUGAAGGGAAUGUCUUAGUUCCUCCUUUAAAUUCUCAAGAGAUUAGUACUCUUGGGAUGAGCAGAGGAGGCUUUCCUCCUUUUGGCCUCCCUUUUCAUCACCCUCUUCAGCAAACACUUCACCAUCCUUCUUCUUCCCCUACUCAUCAAAUGGAAAUGUUCAGCAACGAACCUCAAACAAGUGAAGGGAAGAGACAUAACUUCUUGAUGGCAACAAAAGCAGGCGAAAAUGCUUCCAAGAAACCGCGCGUGGAAUCACGGUCAUCUUGCCCACCCUUCAAGGUGAGGAAAGAGAAGGUAGGAGACAGAAUAGCAGCACUACAGCAGUUGGUUUCACCAUUUGGGAAGGUAACACUUAAUUUUCCCAAUUUAUUCCAUCGUUUUGAUGGACAGACUUUAAGCGUCCCCUACAUGAGAGCAUCUAGGAGCCGACCCGCAAAAGCCUCCCAGCUGGGCUCACAGCCACAAGAAGGGGAUGAGGAAGAGACGAGGGAUCUAAGAAGCCGUGGACUAUGUCUCGUUCCGUUAUCAUGCAUGACUUAUGUUACUGGAGAUGGUGGGGACGGAGGAGGCGGUGUUGGUAGCGGGUUUUGGCCAACGCCACCUGGUUUUGGGGGCGGAACUUAGCCGUGGACUUAGUUGACGUCAAACCGUAGGACUAUGAGUACAUUUAUCGGAUUUGGUGGGUAGAAAAAGGAAGAAAUGUUGAAGGUGGAGUAUAUUAGUUCUUUCAACUUUUUUUGGUUUUGGUCUAUUUGAAAGUUUCGGUUUUUAUGGUGGAGCAAAGUUGGUCGUCCUGAUUAGAAAGAAGAAGUAUGCCAGGAUAGACCAGCUUUGAUCCAUUUAUUGUUAGUAAUGAGACUUGAGGAUAUAUAUGUUUUUACUUA
Camelina sativa (false flax) is the source of this 1818-nucleotide messenger RNA. Lineage: Eukaryota; Viridiplantae; Streptophyta; Magnoliopsida; Brassicales; Brassicaceae. The record is from RefSeq and is a predicted model, not a curated record.